UGGCACCCCCGCCUGCGCAGUGGCCCUCCCCUUACAACAUGGCCACAGAGUCCAUCAUGGAGGAGUGUGUCCCUUCGCCCGGCACUCCCGACUCCAGGAAGCGACCCCUAGACAUCGACUCCGACGAUGCAAUGUCUAAGCGAUCACAUUAUAUACCAGAUUUCUCAUCCUUUUCAGACAUGCAGAGCGAUGGGACAUACCACCUCAAGAUCCUGGUGCCCAGCGUGGCUGCUGGUGCCAUUAUUGGUAAAGGAGGAGAAACCAUUGCACAGCUGCAAAAGGAUACUACUGCCAGGGUGAAGAUGUCCAAGGCCAAUGAUUUUUAUCCAGGCACAUCUGAGCGAGUGUGUCUCAUCACUGGCAAUGUGGAUGCCAUCUGCACUGUGCUGUCAUUCAUCAUGGAAAAAAUCAAAGAAAAACCAGACCCAAAUGCCAAGCCAGCCAUUGAUUUUGAUAACAAGAUGACUGCUGAGAGAGAGAAGCAGAUUUCAAGAAGUGCUCAUUCCCUGCAGGUGAAGAUUUUGGUCCCCAAUAGCACUGCAGGCAUGAUCAUUGGUAAGGGUGGCACUUACAUCAAGCAGAUCAAAGAAGAAAGUGGAGCCUAUGUUCAAAUCUCUCAAAAGGCCAAAGAUCAAUCAUUGGCGGAACGUUGUAUUACUGUCAUCUCAAAUGAUGUAGAAAAUAGCAAGAGUGCCUGCUUGAUGAUCCUGGCCAAGAUAGUUGAGGACCCUCAAAGCGGCACCUGCCUCAACGUGAGCUAUGCUGACAUUACUGGUCCCGUGGCCAACCCCAACCCCACCGGCUCUCCCUUUGCCAACUCUCCAGGCGGCCAGAACAUGCAGAACGGAAGCUUGGGGUCAAUGAAUAAUCCACUCUCAGCAGUGAGUGGAUUAGGAAAUCUCCUAGGCGGAGGAGUAAACCUCACACUAAACUUAAGCUCUGCAUACCCUAAUGGUGGGGCUGGAAAUCCUGUGGUCACUGCCCAGUUGCUGGAACAUGUGAGGUCCAUUCUUCGUAGUUCUGGAUUUGCUGACCAGUCUAAUGCUGAGGUGUGCCAGGCCAUCAACACACUUAUCAACUAUGGCAUUAUUGGGCUGGGUCUGGGACUAGGCAACCCAUCUGGACACCAGGGUGGACAUGGUGGUCAGGGAGGCCAAGGCCAAGGCAGCAUGGGAAAUAACCCAAUGCUACCCAACAUGAACAAUUCAAACAAUCCAAAUGACUCUUACCAUGGCUCCUCAAUGAGCAAUGGCAAUAAUGGCCCUUUUGGGCCCAUAGGCACCACAGUAGCUUCAGGCCUUAACUUGGGACAGGGUUUGGGAGGACCUACUUCCCCUCAACGCCAAGUGGAUCGUUUCAGCUCUGAGCCCCCUUUUGAUCCAUUCCGUCGGCAGUCUACAGAAAUGGGUGGGAGUCUGCCCCUGAACAGCAACUCCUUUGGACUUGGCACUCCACUGAGGAAGAGUCCUUCCCCUGGAGAACUUCCUCCAGGAGCACCAGAUGGUAGCAAGAAGGUGGAGGUGGAGGUUGGGGAGCACAUUGUUGGCGCCAUCCUGGGUCCUGGAGGAAAGUCUCUGGUGGAGAUCCAGCAUAUCUCCGGCACAACUAUUCAGAUCUCCAAGAAGGGUAACUAUGCUCCUGGUACUCGUAACCGCAUUGUCACCAUCACAGGUCUACCUUCAGGCAUCUCAACAGCGCAGUUUCUCAUUGAACAACGCAUCUCAGAGGAAGAGGGGAAACGUGCUCGCCAAAAUGCCAUCAUGGGGGUCAUGCCUUAAAACAUCUGCUCAUAUCCAUCUCACACAUUACUGAUACUACCCAUUCAAGGGCUUCAAAAUACUUGUGCACACCAUUACAUCUCUCCCCUUGAAUUUCUGUGACUAAUGUUGAUGUUUAAGUAUUUUAUAUAAACAUAAGUCAUUUCAAACUCUGUCAUCUUAUCAUAAUUCACAGGUGCUUUUCAGUGUUCAGUGUGGGGAUCAACAUCACACCUUACUUUCUGUGUUAUUCCAUCAGACAUCCCUCCCCCAUUCUCUCUCUCUCUCGUCCUCUCCUGCUCCUCCCUUUCUCCUUUACUGACAAGCACCUUACUUCCCAGUUUAGGUCACAGUAGCUCACUGUUCAUAGCAUCAAAAUUUUGUGUUCAAAUUUCACCUAAUUCAUGAAGCACAUUCAUUACAGACUUCAUAAUUGGCCAAACUCUACUCCUUAGAUUUCCCCAGUCACCAACUACAGUUGUUUAGAAGACUCAUAUUUUGUUUAGGAGCAACUGUAAGUAUUCUUCAUUGUUCAGAUGGUUAAUUACUCAUUUGUUCGACAUAGCAUUUUGUUUAGUUUUAUUAAUUUCCUUCAGUGUGUAAUGGUUCCUGGUAAAGUGAACCUUAAGUGGGUGUUGUCUGGGGCUGCAGCAUCCCUCACAGGUAGAGGACAGGCUUUUCUACAGCUGCCCCUCUUCUCGUGCUAUUAGCCAGAUUUUCAUAACCAGAUCUGCAUCUGUGUGCUGCUCCGUUGUUUUUAUGUAUCAGAUGUUUGAUUUAAGUGAAGGGCUUACUCUACAUAGGAAAUAUUGUUUUUUCUGUAUAAUUUUAAAGUAAUUAAGACAUUGCAAAGCUUAGUUUAAUAUAUACAUCGUAUAAAUAUGUAUAUAUAUAUAGUAAGCAGAUCUGGCCAUGAACAUUUCAUAUACAUCUCUCUUCUCUUCAGUCAGAGAACAUCCUACAUGUUUAUUCAUAUCAGUAGAUAUGAAUGUUUGGCAUCUUUGACUCAUGUUGAGUUUUUAUAUGCUGCUGCUGUCAGGAUAUCUGCUUAGACAACUUUACUGGGGAAGUCGCAUUUAAUAAGGAAACUGUGAGGUUCUAAUUCUGAAGUAAGUAACAUUUCAUGUCCCUCUUGGAGAGAUUACUGUAGGUGGGUGGGCAGUAUCUUAUAUAAAUAAUAACAAGGGAAUGGCAGUCACAGUCUUAAAGAGCUGUGCAUAUGAUCAUAGUGAAGACCCUAUUUUGGGCUAGUUAACACAUUUUCAUUAAUGAGCAUAUUGUAUGCAGAUAGUUUUCCCUUGGUACAAAACUGAUAGUUAUUUUAAAGAGGUAGUUUUAAACGGAGGAAAUUUCAGCGAUAGUUAAAUUUUCAUUCAUAAUGCCCCGAAGUUUAGAAUCUAAAUUUCCAAGUGUCUCAACCAGGGGAUAGGCAGAAACAGUCAUACAUCUUUCUUCAUUAAAUAUCAUUGCUCUAUAAACAUGUAAAAAUUGGCAAUAAAUGUGUAUCCAUCAGUG
Messenger RNA from Eriocheir sinensis (Chinese mitten crab), 3272 nucleotides. It is a transcript of the gene pasilla, whose product is annotated as RNA-binding protein Pasilla-like. Gene Ontology annotation, molecular function: mRNA binding. Gene Ontology annotation, cellular component: nucleus; cytoplasm. Gene Ontology annotation, biological process: mRNA splicing, via spliceosome; regulation of alternative mRNA splicing, via spliceosome. The transcript is spliced from 6 exons. Bases 39 to 1778 code for a protein of 579 amino acids. NCBI's taxonomy places the organism in Eukaryota, Metazoa, Arthropoda, Malacostraca, Decapoda, Varunidae. The record is from RefSeq and is a predicted model, not a curated record.